Molecule: messenger RNA, 3890 nt
Organism: Caretta caretta (loggerhead turtle)
Lineage: Eukaryota; Metazoa; Chordata; Testudines; Cheloniidae
Source: RefSeq, a predicted model, not a curated record
AAUGAGCCCUCUUUCCUCCUAUCAACCGGGAGGAAGCUAAGAUGGCGGCCUUGGCGACCGGCGGGGCGACGCCGAGUGACGGGGCUACUAGCUUCCAGCGGAAAGUUCCUGCCAGCAGCCGCCUGGCCGCUAUCGCGGGGACCCGGCCCUCGGUGCGCCACGGGCAGCUGCUGCUCUCCAGCGGGCUCCCCUCCCUGGAUUGUGUGCUAGGUGGAGGUUUAGCUGUUGGAACCCUUCUUCUUAUUGAGGAAGAUAAAUACGGUAUUUACUCCAACUUGUUGCUCAAGUAUUUCCUCGCAGAGGGAAUAGUCUGUGGACAUAAUUUGUUUGUUGCUUCUGCUAAAGAGGAUCCUGCUGACAUUUUAAAGGAACUUCCAGCACCUUUGUUUGAUGAUGUCCACAAAAACCAAGUGGAAUGGAAAGAAACAGCUAUUAAAUCUAAACCAGAAUCUCAGGAAUCCAUGAAAAUAGCCUGGCGUUACCAGAAUUUACCAAAAAUUGAGGUCAGUCCAGCAGCUUCUGUACGAUUCGGUCACUAUUAUGAUGUAUCUAAAACAGUGUCUCCAGAGCUACUUCAAUCCAUAAAGUGGCACCGUUUUUUCCUUCCUGAAGAAAUGUCUUUGCACCCUGAAAUAAAAACUUGUAAUAUGACCUGUGGUUACACCAAGCUGCUUCAAUCUAUCCAGAGGAUCAUAUACCAAGAAGGAUUUGAUGGAUCCUAUCCCCAGAAAAAACAAAAAAAUAUUCUGCGGAUAGGAAUUCAGAGCCUUGGUUCAGUGUUGUGGGGAGAUGACGUUUGUUGCGCUGAUAAUCCGGAAGAUAUUCAUAGCCUCACAAAGUUUCUGUAUGUUCUCCGUGGUCUCCUCAGAAUGUCUUUGUCAGCCUGCAUAAUCACAGUGCCAGCCCAUCUUAUCCAGAAUAAAGCAAUUAUGGAACGUGUAACAAACUUGUCAGAUACGGUAGUUGGUCUUGAAUCAUUUAUCGGCUCUGAGAGAGAAACCAAUCCAUUAUACAAGGAUUACCAGGGUUUGAUUCAUGUGCACCAGAUUCCUCGGCUUAAUAGCUUGAUCUGUGAUGUGUCAGGCACGAAGGACCUUGCUUUUAGAUUAAAAAGGAAGCUGUUCACCAUUGAGUUUGCACAUUCUUCAACACCUGUUAGGCCAUAUGUUCAGCGACUGCAUUUGCCUCCAGACUUGUCAGACACAGUGAGCCGCUCAAGCAAACAGGAUCUGGCAGAAUCCACCAAACUGCUGAGCUCAGGAUGUGGUGCUAUGGCCAUAGGCAAGAAGCACCUGGACUUCUAGUGAUUUCUACUUAGCAGUUUCACUCAGAUUUAUAUGACACUCUAAUUAUGACUGUUAAUGACUUAUGAAAAUAUUUUUCUUAAUGAUUUGACCCAGCAGUCCUUAAAAAUACACACUGUAAGAUGGUGCCUUGUUUUCUCAUCCUGAUUUCUUGGAAGACAUUUGUGGUUUGUUUGCUUUUUUACAGAACAUGUUACCUUAAAAAAAAUGCUGCAUUGCACUGUUAUUCUGGAAAUGUACAAAAUGUUCUUCUCAUAAAAAAUCAAAAUUAUUUUUAUUUUUAAAGUUCAAGAUGCUUUGCAAAACAAUACCAACUGUGUUGUUUUUCACAAGCUAAAUGUGUCUGUUUAUCACGAUUGUAUUAAACACUGAUUAUAAUGUAAAAUAUAAAUUAGAGAGUCUUGUGAACAUUAGUAAAUGAAAUUAAGGAAUUCAUAAUCAUAUCUUAUUUUAAAGCCAAAUUUAGCAAUUAUUAUUAUUUGAAAAAAUAAUUGUGUACAUCUGAAAAUAUCAUUAUUGUCAAAAUCAAAAGUAGAUAUGACAUUAUUUUACAGAGUACCUAAACAAUGCAUUUAAAAAUGCAUUGCACUAUUUCAUAUGUGUUCUACUGUGUCAAGAAUUAAAUUGAUAAAGAAAGAAUUUUUCCAUAGUAAGAAUAUAUUAUAGAUAAUUAGUUUGCCUUAUGGGUUAAUAAAUGUAUUAAAAUGCACUUGAGUGGAAUUUACUAAACAUUGAAAAAAGAAUUGAUUUCCUUGUGUAGUUCAAAACAGUAAUCCUAAACAAUUGAAGUCAGCACUAUGAAAUUAUGUCAACAGACAUAAUUCAAGAUUGAAAUUCAAACUGACAGCUACAUUAAUGCUAGAAAACCAGAAGAGUGCAUUGGAGCUUGGGGAAGAGUAUCACAGAAUGUUGGUCUAAAACAGAACAGAAAAUAAAACUAAUUCAUGUUACCAUACCAUCAUGUAUACUCUUUGUGAACUUAUGAAUAUUGUGUGUGCAUGUGUGUAUAUAUACCCAAAUGGAAAACUAUUAAAUAUAUUUUUAAACGUCUCCUAUAUAUUACUUUGUAUUUGGCAUACUAGGCAGUGCUGAUCUGUAAAUUAAAUUGUUUUGUAUUAUUUCUUAUGAAGCAGACUUCCAUUUUGAAAGGGGGUAUAUUGUCCUCCAUGGAACUUCCAGACCAGAUUUUAGAUUAUUUUAUGGUUUCAAAAUUAAAUCUUUAUAAUGGGAUAUAAUAUGGCUAGAGUGAAAUUGAUUUUCCAAAUAACAUUUUAAUACAAUAUAGUAAUGUUAAUGUCUUUUGAUGAGGUUCCAACUGAAAAGUUGAUUAAACGGUUUGCUUUUUCUUAUGCAAUCCAGGUUUUACUUUAUUUGUUCUUGACAACACUGUGUGUAAAACAAAGACAUAGCUUUUAAAACUGUCUAACUAAUAUGAUGAAUGUCAAUCACUUAAAAAACUCCACUGUAGCAUAAACACAUACUGUAUACAGCUUUUAUUCUGAAUUAGAAUAAUUGAAUCAAUGACAGUGAUUUGCCAGGAUGUCAAAUCUAUCCAUCAUAUCCUGUCACUACCAGUUUAUUUUUUGUGAUCAAAAUCAAAAAGACUACUAUUUUGUCAUCAGCUAUUUCAUUUGUGGUAACAAUCAGGAUUUCUUUUCUCUUGCUUUUUUUUUUUAAGAUAGGCCAAUUUUAUUUUUUUAUUUCUAAAAACGCAAAUCCUUUUUUAAUCAAAGUUUCAGAAUGGAUCUGUCAGUUUCAUAAAGCUAAAAGACACCUACAUUUUUAUACCAAUAUACUUAAAUCACCAUUGAUUUCAAAAACAUCAUUUGUCCUUUUGCAUUAUAUGUAACAGUGAGCAGAAAUUCUCAUCAAAAGCUUAAUUGUACCUUUAGAAAGUAUUAAGUAGUUUAAAUAUUUGAAUUCAAAUAAUUUAAACAAAAUUAACACUUUACAUAAAUAAGUAACAGGAAACAUAUGGUAUAGCCAUCUGAAAUGUGAAGUCCUCAGGUAUAUAAAUGGCUUGUGAAUAUACUUAAUAGGUCAUUGACUUAACACACAGGCAGAAAAUGUCACUAAAAUUCACAGCCAAUUUCUAGUUAACAUAUGACUUAAAAAUAGAUGGUAAAUACUGUAUGUAUAUAUAUAUAUAUAUUUAUUACAUCAAUUUCAAGUGCUAAAAUAGAUUAGCACAGAAACUAAAAAAGUAUUUGGAAUAAUAAAAGUAAAAGGGAAAUUCACCUGCAAAUCUAGAUUUAAAUGGUUUUUCUUUUGUUUGUUUUUCUGAUUCACUGAACAUGCUGUGUGAAAUAAGUUUUACAGUAUACAUAUGUAAAGUGUUCACCUAAGGCAAAAACAUGUAGCAAAAUUUCUCCUCUCUUUUCUUCCAAAAUAUUGUAUUGGUUACAACAAUAUAUGGCAGUGACUUGGCUUGCCCAGUAAAACAGAUGAGUAAAAUAAUGUUACUAUUUGACAGUGUGUAUGAUAUACCAUUCCACUGGAUCCACAAAUAGACUUCUUAUCUCUCAUUUUUGGUUUGCAGUAUUGGAUAAAAAUAUUUAGCCAUAACAUUAAACUCUCCAUACCCAC